Molecule: messenger RNA, 5833 nt
Organism: Mercenaria mercenaria
Lineage: Eukaryota; Metazoa; Mollusca; Bivalvia; Venerida; Veneridae
Product: protein adenylyltransferase SelO, mitochondrial-like
Exons: 15
Coding region: 1-1932 (643 amino acids)
Source: RefSeq, a predicted model, not a curated record
AUGCACGACCUACUGAAAAAGUCUGAUGUAGGCUCUCGGAUCGACAUCGUGAUACUCCACUUCUCCAAGGCUUUCGAUACAGUCCUUCAUAGGAAGCUUCUCCACAAGAUGAGACCCUAUGAUCUCAAUGGCAAGAUCAACAUCAGUCUUCCAGCUCUUCCGCCAGGCACAAAGAGGCUCGGUUGUAAAAGGGUCGGUCACCAAACAUGCGAUGUGUCUCAUAAGAGUCAUGGAAAAUCAAAAAGGGUAGCAUACUCUUCCAGUGCCAUGGCAUUGCUGGAUCUAGACGAGGGUCAGCUGAAGAGACCAGAAGCUGCCGAGUAUUUUGGCGGAAAUAAACUUCUACCUGGCAGUAAAACAGCCGCACAUUGUUACUGUGGUCAUCAGUUCGGUUACUUCUCAGGACAACUUGGAGACGGGGCAGCAAUGUUAUCGGGUUUAAAGGUUGAUAUGAGCUGGGGGGCAAUGCAUCAUCUGGGUAUAGGUUCAACAAGAGCUGGUACAUGUGUGACCUCAGACUCUACAGUAGUAAGAGAUAUCUUCUAUAGUGGUAACCCAAUCAAUGAGAAAUGUACAGUUGUUCUCAGGAUUGCUCCCACAUUCCUAAGGUUUGGUUCAUUUGAAAUCUUUAAACCAAUGUCGGCUGAGACGGGUAGGAAAGGUCCAAGUGUUGGUAAUGAAGAACUUCUUAGAACAAUGCUGGAUUAUGCAAUCAAAACAUACUACAAAGAGAUCUGGGACAAGCACUCGGCAGAUAAAGAACAGAUGUAUUUUGAGUUUUGGAGUGAGGUAGUGAGAAAAACAGCUAGACUAGUGGCAGAAUGGCAAUCUGUAGGCUUCUGUCAUGGGGUGUUAAACACAGACAAUAUGAGCAUAAUGGGGCUGACCAUAGACUAUGGACCGUAUGGUUUCAUGGACCGGUUUCAGGCUGAUUAUGUAUGCAAUAAUUCAGAUGACGGGGGUCGAUACGCCUAUCAGAAACAACCAGAGAUCUGUAAGUGGAACUGUAAAAAGUUUGCCGAGGCUAUACAGAUGGCGCUGCCACUUGCCAGGACUGAACCAGAGUUACAGAGGAUAUUUGAUGAAGCUUAUGGUGCCCAUUAUAAAAGCAAGAUACGGAAAAAGUUUGGUCUAUUAAGGAAGGAGCUACCGGAGGAUGAGAAGUUAGUAGACUCGUUCCUGACCACAAUGGAGGAGACAGGGGCAGAUUUCACAAACUGUUUUAGAUGUCUGAGUCGUAUACCUCUACCGAGUAGUCCAGAUUUUCCCAGCGAGUUAGAAGCAGUGAGGAUAUAUUUAGUAACUCAGUGCUGUACAGCUGAAGAGUUGAAAAGAGCAAAUAGACCGAGGAUGGAUCCAAGACAGUUGCAGAUGUUUGUCCAAAUAAUGCAGACAAAUCCUGGGAUAUUGCCAGCUCUCGGCAGCAGAUUUGCAGCAAUCGCACAAGAAUUGGAAAGACUGGAAAAAUUGCAGGAACUCGAUGAUGUGACUGACAUAAGUAAAAGACAGAAGGACAAAGAUGCCUGGGAGAAAUGGUUACACAUAUAUGUAGACAGGUUACAUAAGGAAGAAGAAGGGGUCACUAACAUGCAUGCUGCAAAUAAAGAAAGGAUCAAGAUCAUGAAUGAAACAAAUCCAAGAUUUAUUUUACGGAACUAUAUCGCCCAGAAUGCCAUAGAUGCUGCUGAGAAGGGAGAUUACUCUGAAGUUCAGCGAGUGCUGAAAGUGUUGGAGAAACCGUACAGUGAUACAGUAGAUAUUAAUGAUAUCAGAAUACCAGGUGUAAAACAAACAGCAAUAAAAGAUGAAGAUGCAGGGUCUUCAGGUGGUGCCACUGGGCAAACUGAAUCAGCGUCUUGGUCCAAACAAUUUACAGACUGUACAUAUGAUAGCAAACCACCGGAAUGGUCCAUGGAUCUACGUGUUACCUGAUCCUCGUAAACCCCACAACACUAAAGGCUCCUUUGUACUACUAUAUCUGUGAUAGGUGUCAAUAUAUUUCUGUAUUGCACCUGUAUUAUUGUGUUUAUUGAGGAGCUGAAGUGUUGAGGGAUCUUUUGUUGCUGACACUUUUUUCCUGCGGGGACAUUUUGAAGAUGAUAGUUCUCUUCUGGUAUAAGUUGAUCUUUCCUAGAAUGAGAAUAAGUAUCUUUCGUGAUUGUUUUUGCUGGAGAUAAGUGAAGGCAAGUGUCGGUUUAGUAAGACUGAUAUUGUACAUAAUACUGUUGCUUAACAUUGUAUAGUAACUGUUAAAUCAUAGACACUUUGACUGUAAGGCAGGUAGCAUAUGGACAGAUAGGUAAUAUUUUAAAGAUAAAGUUUAGGGAUCUUACAGAUGGAAUCGGUAUUUAACUGAGAAAUUCUAGAAUCAGUCUAUAGUAGUUAUUAAAAUGUUGUCCUAUUUGUUGCCAUUGUGUAGAAUAUUUUUAUCUGCUGUUACUUGGUACUGCUGAAAAUGUUCCAAAAAUAUUUUUCAAAAAAACAAAUAUAGCAGUUUUUAAGACAUCUUUGUUAUGCCACAAACAAACUAAUUGAAGUUUUUUCACAGAAGUUGUGCGGACAGAUUUUGGAGUUUUACAAUGACAUUAACAUAUAUUUGAUGUUUUCGUUAACUUAAUAUCCUUGCUAUCUUUAUAGUGUUACUUUUUUCUCCAGAUUUAAGGUGUUACAUUUCAAUAUUGAGCAACAGGAAGUACAAUUUUUAUGACGAAGUCACGUGAAACUCGUGCACGAGCUUGUGACUUCUGAUGCCAUGCUUACUAAACUGAUCCUAUUGAUUUUAUUGUGAACUGUAUAGCUGUGCGGAGCACAACUGCUUCACUGUUGGAGCAGUAAUUUUGUAAACUUUUUUUAAAAUAAAAAAUGUUUAUCUUGUACAUAAACUUAUAUGCUGCUGUGAAUAGCAUUCAUUUUAAAGUUAAUACAUGUAUAAUGAUGUUCAAAAUCAGAAAUAGUUCUCCUUAGUGACUUAGCAGUUUCAGAGUAGUUUUCGUUGCUUAGUGACUGCAGUUUCAGAAGUAGUUCUUACAAAAUUACUUCUGUUCUUACUGAAUGACUCUGCAGUUUCAGAAGUAGUUCUUCUUAGGAAAUGACUUUUAGAAGUAGUUCUCCUUAGGAAAUGUCUGAGCAGUUUCAAAAGUAGUUCUCCAUAUUAAGUGACUGUAAUUUUAGAAAUACUAUAGUUCUUAUGAAGUGUCUGAGCAGUUUCAGCAGUAGUUCUCCCUAUGAAGUGGCUCUGUAGUUUCAGAAGUAGUUUUCCCUAAGAAAUGGCUAUAGUUUCAGUAGUUCUCUAUAUGAAAUGACUGGUCAGUUUCUUAAGUAGUUUUAACGAAAUCACUAGGCAAGUUCCAGGAGUACUUUACCCUUACCAAAAUGACCCAGCAGGUCCAGAAGUACAAAUUUAUGUCAGGUUUGAUCCUUCAAAGGUUUAAUAAGGAAAAUUUUCAGUGAAAACAAUUUAUUUAAUAUUUUUAGAUUCUUGCAUUGCUGUGGAAAUAAAGUCUUGCAUAGUCUUUAAAACUAUGUUAACUUCCAGUAUGUCUAAAUUAUACUCAUUUGUACAUUCUGUAUUGUUUACUAGACAACUUGUAUCAUUUUUUUUUCAUCCCCAACAGUUAAACGUGAUGAAUCUUUCAAUAUUUGAUUUUUUUUUAUCCCAUGUGGUUUUGGGAUGACGUGUGUGAAAUUAAUCGGAACCAUUUACCCUUGCAUAAUCAUAAAAGGUGACUUUUAGGGUCUGAACACUUGGUUUUGCUAUAUCUCUGUGAUUCCAGCAGGUAUAAAAGUUGAUUCCAUACCUCAUAUUUUGAUUUCAAUGUAGAUGUAGAGCCAAAAUUGUUUGUUUUGUUUGGUGCCAUAUAAUCUGUGCUGUUUAAUAGCUGUAAAACCAAUAUUAGAUAUCAAAUUGAUAUUUUUUUGAUUUUUUUAUAAACGCUAUUGGAAUCAUUAGUUGCAUGCUGAACCAAUAACCAGUUUUCAGAAGGUAUAAACAGUUCAGACACAUAGAACAGCAGUGACAUGCCUUACAACUGCUGUUACUAUACCCUCAUUUCAUAGGUUUAAUUGUGCCAGCGACCACACAAGGCACAGCUUUGACAUUUAGUGAGUUUAAUAAUGAUUAUAGUUUAUGUAUGAUAAUUUAAUAUGCAUUUGUUACUUUAUAUCAUUGCUCUCCACUUUCUAUUUUCCUGUAAUCACGCCAGAUAUUAUAUACCAGUUUUAAAUUAUCUGAUAUGGUUUAAUUUUUAUAAAUGCAAUUUUGCUUGCUUGCCCCUGUUGUUUGUUUGAAGUAAUAAAUCAAGGGAGGGUUGUUUAUAUUUGCACACAUAUCAGCACAGUUACAUAAUAUUACUAUGUUCAAAGUGAUUGUAAAGUAAACAUAAAUAUAAGUUUGAAUUUGAGAUUGAGAGACAAAUUAGGGAUUAAGAUGAAUUUAGACUUUGUCUUAAGACACAUUUAUUCUCAGAGUUUUAUUACACUUGAAUUUAUCACUUGGAUUGAUGUACAUAUUAUCAGACUUUGUAAAGCGCAUGUGGUUCUGGGACAAUCUGUGUAUGAAAAGAAUUGGAACCACUGCCUUACCCUUGCACGAUCGUAAGAGGCGACUAAUAGGGUCUUAACACUUGGUUUUGCAGUAACGCUUUGAUUCCAGCAGGUAUGCAAAUUUUGAUUCCAUACCUGUUUUUAUUUCGAUGUAAAUGAGAUGUGGAACCAAAAUUUGUAGUUCUGUUUGGCGCCAUAUAACCUAUACAGUUACUGUGUUGGCGCGCCAUAAAACCCAAAUAAAUCAAUAAAUAGUAAAGCGCAUUAGAAGCUUAUUCUAGGCAUAUUUUGGGCUGUAUAAGUGUUAUUUGUAUUGUAUUUGUAUUGAGAGGGAGCAAUAUUAAGGAUGUAGAUUGAAACUGUAAAACAAUCUUAAAUACACAGAACUGUGAAAUAGUUGCAGUAUCUAUUGCAGAUUAUUUUAUUCAGGAAAAGUAACCAAGAACAGAUUGAACUAUUAUUACGGAUUUUUAGUUACCGAUGCUUCCCAAAAGUAUUAAUGUAUAUUUCGUCUCUAGCUUUAAUGCAUGUACCUAAAUGACAAAAAAUUCAAAAUACAUCAUGUUAAUGCAUACUUCACAGAAAACUUUACCUAAUUAUGAACAUACUGUUAAAAGUUCUGCUUCCUUGAAAAUAGUCACUGACACAAAUCUGGCAUGCGAUGAUUAUAUUUCACUGACAUAAAUGAUUUUGUGGCUUUAAAGGAUGCCCUCAUCAUCUAUGCACAAAUUCAUAUUCUUAAUUAUGAUAGCGUCUGCUUUACCAAUGUGUAAGUACCACUUGAUGUUUCCAAAAUUUCUAUAAAACCUUUAAGGUCUUGCCUAAUUUGGCGUUCUUUGUGAUGAAUUAGCACUGAAAAUAUUGCCAGACAAAUUCAGAUGGUUAAAAGAGCAGCAUUGCUGGGUGUGUGUACCUGUGGUAAUGGGAUAGAUUCUGUGCACUUCACCUAUUAGGGGAGAAUGUUAUGGAGAGCAUAUAACCCAAUUACUGCAUAUUAAAGUAAUAUAGAUUUUACAUUGCGCUAUACAUAGGGUUUUUUGGGGGACAGGGAAGUCUUAUUUUUUAACAGCAUACAUACAAAUAUAUUUACUUCUCAUUUUCUGCAUUAUUGCUAGCACCUUGUACAGUAAGUCCAUGUUAAGAGACUUAUGCCGUUGUUCAAAGUUUGCAGUUGCAUGAAUGCUGGACAUUUUUUAUUGAUAUUCUGUUGUUUACAAUGUAUUUGAUCUUCAAUUUAUGCUGAUAUUGUUGACAUUUUUACAACAUCUGAAAUAAAGAAUUAAUCACAAAG